AUGAACAACAACUCAACGUGGCAGGCAGCGCCCAUUCACAAUGCCAAAUACUUCUUUGCCUCGCCCACCUACAACAAAUGGGUGAAGCUAUCAGCGGCUGAUGUGCACGCUCUGCGCGAAGUGCCUGGAUUUGAAGGUCAAAAUGUCUACUUCUGUCUGAACCACCCCAUCCGCUUUGUCUACCUCGUUGCUCCUGUCGUCGCCAUUCAAGAGAUCCCACAUACAAGAUAUCUCAUCUUGACUCUCGACGACAGCAGUGGUGCCUGCAUAGACGUCAAGAUCGAACGUAAAGACCCCGCUAAAAUCGAUCCUGACAGCACCUCAAACACAACAGUCGCAAAUAUAGACAUCGACACUCCAUUCGACGGCCCCACGGAAAUCAAGGUUGACGGCCAGGUCGUGGAUAUUGCGACUGUGCUGAAGGUCAAGUGCACGAUUGGUAGUUUCAGAGGUGUCAAGCAGUUGGAGUUGAAGAGGUGUAAUGUGAUCAGGGAUACGACUGAGGAGGUUGCGGCUUGGGAAGCUAUGGCGCUGUUCAAGAGGGAUGUGCUGGCCAAACCGUGGAUGUUGAGUGCUGCCGAUCGAGCCACUCUGGACGCACAACUUCAGCAAGAAGCCCUACGCGAGCAAGAGGAAGAGCGAAGGGAGCGGCGCAGUCAGAGGGCACAUCAGAAGCGAGAGGAACAUCGAGCCGAGAAACGAAGGGCCCGAGAAGAAGAGAAGGAACAGAGACGGCUCGCUGCUGAAAAGAAGUACAAUCAAGGUGCUCUGAUCUAA
Molecule: messenger RNA, 777 nt
Organism: Aureobasidium melanogenum CBS 110374
Lineage: Eukaryota; Fungi; Ascomycota; Dothideomycetes; Dothideales; Saccotheciaceae
Exons: 2
Coding region: 1-777 (258 amino acids)
Source: RefSeq, a predicted model, not a curated record